Hevea brasiliensis (rubber tree) is the source of this 2960-nucleotide messenger RNA. RefSeq names its product DNA ligase 1. The record is from RefSeq and is a predicted model, not a curated record. Gene Ontology annotation, molecular function: DNA binding; DNA ligase (ATP) activity; ATP binding. Lineage: Eukaryota; Viridiplantae; Streptophyta; Magnoliopsida; Malpighiales; Euphorbiaceae. Gene Ontology annotation, biological process: DNA repair; lagging strand elongation; DNA biosynthetic process. The transcript has 17 exons. Gene Ontology annotation, cellular component: nucleus; mitochondrion. The coding region runs from base 127 to 2571 and encodes 814 amino acids.
UCCGAAGAAUCAUUGGGGCCUAAACUCCCGCCAUUUUUCUCUGUUCUCCUAGCAGUCCUUCACUCCUCACAAACCCCUCACUCUUUCUCGACUAAUUCUCUUCCUUCCAUCUCUUCCCUCCUUUUGAUGCUCGCUCUCCGUUCAUGCUCUUCUCCGCUAUUCAUUUCCUUUUCUCAUCGCUCCAAUUCUUUCUCUUCUCUCCUUUUCUGCUUUCCCUUCUCUAAAUCUUCCUUUCUUCCUAAUCCUCCUCAUCUCUUUGUCAAAUUGAGUCCUCAGUCCACAAUGUCUUCUCGCCCAUCCGCUUUCGACACCCUCAUGUCAAAUGCGCGCGCCGCCGCCAAAAAAAAAUCACAGUCACAAUCCUCCCCACCCAAGAAACGCAAAAGCCCUGAUUCCCGAAACCCUACUAAAACCCUCAGUUCCGUUGAAGCAGAAGCUCCGUCGAAUCCCCCUAUCCCUGAUUCAAAAGUUUCUCAAGAUGAAACAAACAAGUCCAAAGUAGACAAAAAAAUGGUAAAUAAGCCCCAAAUCCCUGGCUCGGAAAACCCUAGUUUAUCUUUCGUUAAAUUGGGUCAAGAAAGAGUUAUUAAUAGCAAGAAACAACGUGUGGAAAUUGCGGACUUGAAGAGUAAGAUUGAGUCAUUGAAGAAGAGUCCCGGGGAUUUUGACCCCAAAAAAGUGUUGUCUUGGGAGAAGGGCGAGAGGGUUCCUUUUAUAUUUGUCUGUUUGGGUUUUGAGUUGAUUGAAAAAGAGAGCGGGAGGAUUUUGAUCACUAAUAUGGUGUGCAAUAUGUUGAGAACUGUAAUGGAUACGACGCCUGACGAUUUGCUAGCAUUGGUAUAUCUUUUGGCUAACAAGGUUGCGCCUGCGCAUGAGGGAGUGGAGCUGGGAAUUGGAGAAUCAAUCAUUAUCAAAGCACUUGCUGAGGCGUUUGGGAGGACUGAGAAGCAAGUCAAGAAGCAAUUAGAGGGAACGGGAGAUUUAGGACUUGUUGCUCAAGCAAGCCGCUCAUCACAAUCUAUGAUGCGCAAGCCUGAUGCGUUAACGAUUGCCAAAGUUUUCAAUACAUUUCGGCUGAUUGCCAAGGAAUCUGGGAAGGAUAGUCAAGAUAAGAAAAAGAACCAUAUCAAGGCACUUCUUGUUGCAGCCACUGACUGUGAACCUCUAUAUCUAAUUCGUCUGCUUCAGGGAAAGCUGCGAAUUAGUUUGGCAGGACAGACUCUUUUGGCUGCACUGGGACAAGCUGCUGUAUAUACUGAAAAAAAUUGCACUCCACCUUCACACAUCCAGUCUCCUUUAGAUGAGGCUGCAAAGAUUGUUAAACAAGUCUACUCUGUACUUCCUGUGUAUGAUAAAAUAGUCCCUGCUCUUCUUAGUGAUGGUGUAUGGAAUCUUCCCAAGUCAUGUAGCUUUACGCCUGGUGUCCCCAUUGGACCAAUGCUUGCAAAGUCAAUCAAAAAGGUUUCUGAGAUAGCAGAUAAGUUCCAGAAUAUGGACUUCACUUGUGAAUACAAGUAUGAUGGAGAGCGUGCCCAGAUACAUUACCUGGAGAAUGGUUCAGUCGAGAUAUACAGUCGAAACGCUGAGCGGAAUACUGGAAAAUAUCCAGAUGUUAUAGUUACGAUUUCAAGAUUAAAGAAGGGACCUGUAAAAUCAUUUGUUUUGGACUGUGAAAUAGUUGCUUACAACCGAGAGGAAAAACAAAUUCUGCCCUUUCAGAUCCUUAGUAGUCGGCCCCGCAAAAAUGUUGUGAUGAGUGACAUCAAGGUUAAUGUUUGCAUAUUUGCAUUUGAUAUGUUGUAUCUUAAUGGCGAACCACUUAUUCAGAAACAAUUAGAAGUUCGUAGACAGCGGCUUUAUGACUCAUUUGAGGAAGACCCUGGAUAUUUUCAGUUUGCAACAGCUGUAACAUCAAAUGAUCUUGAGGAAAUUCAAACGUUCCUUGGUGCUGCUGUUGAUGCUAGUUGUGAGGGUUUAAUCAUCAAAACAUUGAACAAAGAUGCCACAUAUGAGCCUUCCAAGCGAUCGCUGAACUGGCUAAAAUUGAAGAAAGAUUACAUGGACAACAUUGGGGACUCGCUGGAUCUUGUACCUAUUGCUGCUUUCCAUGGUCGUGGGAAACGUGCAGGUGUCUAUGGUGCUUUUCUUCUCGCUUGUUACGACAAAGAUAAUGAAGAGUACCAAAGCAUAUGUAAAAUAGGAACUGGAUUUUCUGAGCAAGUGCUUGAAGAUCUCUCUAAUGGGCUUCGUUCUAAAGUGAUUCCUAAACCAAAGCCAUACUAUAGGCAUGGUGAUAAAAUUAAUCCAGAUGUGUGGUUUGAGCCCAGUGAGGUAUGGGAGGUGAAAGCUGCAGACUUGACUAUUAGCCCUGUUUAUAGUGCUGCACUUGGCAAAGCGGAAAGAGACAAGGGUGUUUCGCUGCGAUUCCCACGACUAGUAAGAGUCCGGACGGACAAGUCUCCAGAGGAAGCCACAACAUCUAAUCAGGUUGCUGAGAUGUAUGAUGCUCAAAAGCCUAAUCAACCAAACAAUAAUCAAGCGAAAAAUCAAGAUGACAGUGAAGAUGAUUGAGGCUAAGAUUUUCUGAUGUUCCAGUCAUUUUUCAGAGAAUUUUCUUUGUAAAGAUCAGCAGCAUUGUGGAUACUUGUGAGUAGAGCCCUAUGAACAUGGAUUGACUUUCGAGUCUAAUACUGAAAACGGGACUGCGUAAUCAUGUCUUAUCAGAUUUGUGCUCAUUUACUUGGUGCAGGAUGCAACGAAAUGAAAUUUUCCAUCUGAUUCAAAUUGUAUCCAGUUGGUCGAAAAUUUCCCAUAAUCUGAAUUGUGGGAUUUCAAAAUCAUUGGCUUUGUACACUACACAGGAGUGUCUGAUUAGUCUUUUUUUCGUUUUCUUUGUUUCUUUUCUUUCUUCCUGAGAAAAUAAUUUAUUAACAUAAUGCAAUGCUUUUGUGCUUUCUAGA